This is a messenger RNA of Effrenium voratum, 171 nucleotides long. Lineage: Eukaryota; Dinophyceae; Suessiales; Symbiodiniaceae. The record is from the annotation of a GenBank genome assembly.
AUGGAGCUGCCAACGGUGCAAAAGGGUCAGCGCAAGCUGGUGAAGAUCAAGGAAGGCCAGGUCUUCUGCCUCCCCUCGCGCAUUCCACACUCGCCGCAGCGGCCGGAGGCCGAUAAUGUGGCAGGGAGAGGUUGGAUGGCAAAACGAUUCACGUCUCCCAGGUUGCAAUGA